This is a messenger RNA of Saccostrea echinata, 2219 nucleotides long. Its product is annotated as alpha-L-fucosidase-like. Bases 15 to 1388 code for a protein of 457 amino acids. The record is from RefSeq and is a predicted model, not a curated record. Gene Ontology annotation, molecular function: alpha-L-fucosidase activity. Gene Ontology annotation, cellular component: lysosome. NCBI's taxonomy places the organism in Eukaryota, Metazoa, Mollusca, Bivalvia, Ostreida, Ostreidae. Gene Ontology annotation, biological process: glycoside catabolic process; fucose metabolic process. The transcript is spliced from 7 exons.
UCUGUUGUUUAAACAUGGCGGCAUGGUGCUAUAUGUCGAUCGCUAUUUUGCUUCUUGCACGUGAAUCCUUGGCAGUACAUUACGAGCCAACAUGGGAGUCCCUGGAUUCACGGCCCCUCCCGGAUUGGUACGAUGAUGCAAAGCUUGGGAUUUUUAUUCACUGGGGAGUGUUUUCCGUACCCAGUUUUUCAUCUGAAUGGUUUUGGUAUGAUUGGAAAGAAAGAGGUCUCCCAGGCUUAGUUGAUUUUAUGCAAACGAAUUAUCCACCAGACUUUACGUAUGCUGACUUUGCGCCAGAAUUCAGGGCAGAGUUCUUUAGUCCUGUAGAAUGGGCAGGCCUUUUUAAGGAAUCAGGAGCGAAAUAUGUUGUAUUGACCAGUAAACACCAUGAGGGAUUUACUAAUUGGCCCUCGAUUUAUUCCUUUAAUUGGAAUGCUAAUGACACAGGUCCUAACAGAGAUCUUGUAGGUGACCUAGCAGAUGCAGUGAGGGACUAUUCACUUAAGUUUGGACUCUAUCACUCAAUGUUUGAAUGGUUUCAUCCGCUGUAUAAGAGUGAUGAAGCAAAUGGUUUCAAAACUCAGAAGUUUGUAAAUUCUAAGACAUUACCUGAGCUGUACGAGAUUGUCCAGAAAUACAAACCAGAAGUGGUGUGGUCAGACGGAGAUGGGGAUGCCCCCGCAGAAUAUUGGACAUCACAGGAAUUCCUGGCCUGGCUUUAUAAUGACAGCCCAGUUAAGGACACAGUAGUAGUCAAUGACAGAUGGGGAAAAAACAUUUCCUGUCACCAUGGGGGAUUCUUCACCUGUUCUGACAGGUACAAUCCAGGAAAAUUACAAACACACAAAUGGGAAAAUGCCAUGACGAUAGACCGUUACUCCUGGGGAUACCGUAGAAAUGCCCCACUGAGUAACUACCUAUCUAUUGAGGAGUUAAUCAAGACCUUUGUGACAACAGUCAGUUGUGGAGGGAAUAUGUUGAUGAAUGUUGGUCCCACUAGUUAUGGUAAAAUUGUCCCCAUUAUGGAAGAGAGGCUGAAACAGAUGGGGGAGUGGCUAAAUGUGAAUGGUGAUGCUAUUUAUGGAACAAGGCCUUGGUCACACCAAAAUGAUACAGUCACUAAGGAUGUCUGGUACACAAAAAAGAAGUCCUCUAAUGGAUACACAGUUUAUGCAGUUCUUUUACAAUGGCCCAAAGUAGGGACUUUUACCCUCGGGGCACCUCAAACAACAACAGCAACUGUAGUAUCUCUUUUAGGUUACCAGGGAAACUUUGACUGGAAUAAGGGUACUUCAGGGGGCAUUGACAUUAAAAUUCCUCCUAUUGCAUGGAAUUCAAUGCCGUGUAGAUGGGCAUGGGUGUUUAAGUUGGAAGGAAUAAGUAAUUAAUUUAAGAGAUUCACAUUCCCAGAAGAGAUUUCAAUUUUUACAAGCAAUGUAUAUUUAUUUAAUAUAUGAUUGUAUCAUUGUAAUUUUUAUACUGUUACAUCUAAUCUUUGAAAUUAUUCAAUGCUUUCAAUGCCUGGUUUGAUAUGUAGUUAUACUAGUGUAUACACUGUGCAGUUACCUUACAUUCCUGUCUUCAUAUAUUUAAUAUUUACUGUGAUAUUCCACAUUUAGUGAUCUCUGAAGGUGCAAUACCCAUAUUGCUCAAAUUCUUGAUGUAUACGUAUAUAGUUUUAAAUGUAGAAAAUGCAAAUGUAUAUGUGUACAUGCAGUAUAAAUGUUGUGAGGCCUUUAUAAAAUUGAAUAAAACAAUGAUAAUAAAAUUCUAUAUACGUAAUCUAGUGAAAAACAAGCUAAUUGAGUAUCUGUAUUAUUUGAAUUUAUGUACCAUUAUGUAUUUAUUACUGCUGAAUGGCUGAAAUAUUGAUGACUCAGCAUUUAUAUCCCCCUCCAAAAAAAAAAAACAUCAAUCACCCAGUGUAACUUGCUUUUUACUGCAGAAUUUUUUUUUUCAUGUUUAAAAAAUAGUACUAUGAAUUAUUUACAAAUAUGAUUUUUGUGAUUUAUGGUAAUUUUUUGUUGUUGUUUUCUACUUUGAAACUUUUAAAACACUAUACAGUGUUCUGGGUUUAAAUGGCUUCUCCACAUCUGUAUUCAAUUCUGUUAUGAAAUUUUAAAAAAGAAAUGAGUGUUAUAUCUGGAAUGCAAAUGUGAAGUGAAAAGAAAACAUUGUUCAUUUGCUAUAGAUUGACAAAAUAAAUAACUUUAACUAUU